Perkinsus marinus ATCC 50983 is the source of this 543-nucleotide messenger RNA. RefSeq lists its product as hypothetical. NCBI's taxonomy places the organism in Eukaryota, Perkinsozoa, Perkinsida, Perkinsidae. Gene Ontology annotation, molecular function: hydrolase activity, hydrolyzing O-glycosyl compounds. The record is from RefSeq and is a predicted model, not a curated record. Bases 1 to 543 code for a protein of 180 amino acids. The transcript is spliced from 2 exons.
AUGUCUUGUGGUCUGUAUAUUCCGGGACUGUGCAAAGAUCUGAGAUAUUCAAGUAUGUAUGCUGCAGCCAGAGAUGCACUGUUGAAUGUAGCAGCGCCAGAGAGGCCAGCGGUUGUACUGGCAGCCUCAAUGGGGUGCCAUUUUGCCCUCCGGUUGGCGCUUGGCUAUCCGAAUCUCAUCAGAGCCAUCGUCUCUGUUGGUGGCACUUUCAAUCCUGGUGAAAACUGGCUGAAAGAAGACUCGAGUGACUGGGUCUAUGUCGGUUCACCAUACGCCGAUAAUGAUGAGAGCUACAAGCUGCCCAAAAUGUUCCUCAAUGAUCUUCAGGCGAACUACAUCACAAACUUGAAGGACAUUCGGCUGCCGGUCGAGAUUGUCCAUGGAACCAAGGAUGAGUCUAUUGGAGUGGAGAUGGCGAAAACACUUGCAGAACUCCUACCUAUGGGCACCUUGCAUUUGGUUGAAGGUGGUGACCAUCGACUGAGUACAGAAGAUGACUUAAGGCGUAUCGAAUCUUUAUUAGAGAAGCACCUCCUUUGCUGA